UCUUCGGCGGCAACGGACGCUCCUUUUCUCUGUUGCCGCACAGCAUUCGUUCGCACGCUUUUCUCGCUACCACCACAAACAUAGAUACAUAACAGUUUAUACAUAUAAUAUAAAUAAGAAGAGGAGAAGAUAACUAAGCACAUACCAAUACAUAAAUCAUAUAGAAAAGUUUAAUAAGAAAAAAUUUCGAGUGAAAAAGUAUAUACUCAGUAGAAACCGCAGUGGUUUUUUCUCUUUGGAAGUAUUCUGCUUUUUUAAAUAUAAUUUGCCGAGAAUAUUUACAAAUAAUUUGCAUGAAAUACACAUCUUGACUCAAACAUUGCCAAUCAACAAUAACAAUACACAUAAAGUGCCAAAAUAACGUAAAACAUUUGAGUCUGCAGCAAGUGAUGAGGAGGAGGGGGAGAACGGAGAGAAAUAGCUUGACAUAAAAAUUCACAGUUACGUCGGAUUUACAACCCGUCGUCAGCCGAGCGAGCUGAUUUCGGCGGGGGAGGUUGCCAAGCACACAGACAACCCACACAAACACACGCACGCAUACAGCUACUCCACCGCACAGCACGAAGCGAGGAGUGGAGUCGCAGUCGGAGUCCUUGAAGCACCGUUAGGCAAUAGAGGAGGCCAGGAAGCAUCUCAGCUCACAAACCACCCCCAAUACCGUGGCCCAAACCGUUGGGUGCGUCGUUAUUCGGCCUGAACGGGAAAAAAAGACCCGCCAACAAAAAAAUAAACAAGCGAAGCCGACGAGCUGUCUGUCUGUGUGCACGUAUGUGAAUGCGUGUCUGUGCCAUCGUAUAGAUUUACCGUUGGUCUGCCUUUCAUCUCGCGUGCUGGUGUGUGUUUUUCUGUGUGCCGCAAUAAAAACAGACGUAAAAGGAAGGAAGGAAGGAUAUUAUGAGGCGGCAGACAAAGAUAGCCGCAUUUGCGAAUAAGUUAUAUCAGCAGCAACAACAGUCCGUCCAAUUUUGUUAAGAUAGAAGCUAGCACUAUGUUUGGAUCCAAGCUGCGCUCCUGGAUGGAGACGCACAUCGUGCGUCCGCGGAAGAAGGGCAGCAAGCACAAGCAGGCGGCCGCAGAGGCUUCGCACAGUAGCGGUAUCACCACUGGGAAUGGCAAGAAGGCGGGCACACUGCCUCCACAGGGCAGCAACCUUACCAGCCCCGUGCUGACAAGUAGCGGAAGCCACAGCAUCGCCAGCCCAGUGCGGAGGCGCGAGGUAUCGCCCAUACAGUGCCAUCCACCCAGUCGUCGGUAUGGAUGGCAGUCACCAGAUGAAGAUUCAUACGUCAUAACAUCACCAAAAUCGGACAAUCUGCUGUAUGCCCCACAAUGCUACCAACCACUUCAGCAGCAACAGCAUCACACCCAUCACCUGAGCGUGCCCAACUGCAAGGAUAUCUCCUGUGCAGAGAAGUCGCCCAGCAAAGUGAACUGUUCCUCUUCGUCCAUUUCGUCGCUUUCCUGGUCCACCGGAUCCAAGGAGCCCUCGUCGGGCAAGCAAACAACAUUCAAAGAGCAUCAGCCCAAUGGGGAGUACCACAUUCCACCCGAAGAGGAAGAUGAGGUGGAGUACGAGGAGGUGGGAGCGCUACUGUUGCGCCCCCAGCCUCCUAUAACGGACUACCAGCGUCCGCAGUCGGAGAACUUGGCCGACAUGCGUCUGAUCUACGAGAAGGAGAGCAAACCAAACUCCAAUCAUGUCCGCUAUGGCCGCCUGCUGCCCUCGAAACUAGCUCCUGCUCAACUGGGAGAGGCUGGGGACGGCCUGACCACUGCUCCACCCAUUCCUCCGGCUGCAUCCUCUGCAUCCGCUGGUUCGAGGAUUCGUACACCACGGGGAGUGCAGCGUACUAAUUUCAUGCCCGGACCACGUCCGCAUAGCCUGCCAUCGCCAGAGAGCGCCUACUCCACGGGAUACUCCACAGAUGGCACCUCUCCAUGCGCCGCCAGCAACUACAAUCCCCCCGAGUACUAUAUAAACAUGCGCUCGGGUACCCACUACUUUCCCAAGAGCAUCAACUCGCUGGCCAUCGAGGCGCAGCGCUACAAGUUCGGCUUGAAUCGCAUCGAGGAGAUGUCACCUAUGGACCCCUUGCCCAAGAGCAACUUCGCCAAUGCCAUUCACGGCCUGGAGUCGUCGCCCAGUCCCCUGGCACUUCGGCAGCAGCCAAAGUUAUUUGAAUUGACAUCGCCUUCACAUGACGGCCAUUUCCCAUCCCCAAUUGCAGCUCCCUCGCCGAGACAGCGCUGUCGCAUAAGGACCAAUCCCUGGUACAACACGGCCGAGCAUUUGCCACCCUCCUCCUCGGCGCCUACGCGUCUAGAGCUGGAUGCCACGAGCACCACCUCCACCACAUCGUCGGGCAUUAAGUCGGGCAAUGAGCUGGAAGUUCCGGCUGCCAAAACAACAGCAAAAGCAGAAACGGUAAAGGGAUCAGCAUAUGCAACCACCACCAGCUGCAAAGGCACUCCCAGAAAGUCAGCUAGAGUGGGUGUGGAGGGUGGCGUUGCACCUGGGGGAGUUGCUUACGAGUCCUCGGAGGGCUCUUCGUCGUCGACUGAAGUGGAAAAUCUGCAUGCCCCACACACCAUAAAGCGGCGCCACUUGGAGCACGUGGAGACGACAACAACUUCGGCCCCGGUGGCUGCUGGCGGUGGAGCUGGAGUAACCACCACCUCCUUCAUGCUCAGCGAUGAUGAGGCCACACUCAACGAGAUGAUUGGCAAGUUUGACGAGAGCUACAUCUACGAAAAGGAGACCGACAUACUCAGCAGCGACUCUGAUCCCACAGAUGACUGUGCCUCGGAGCUGGACACCGGACAGGAUGCUGGCGAUGAGUGUGACACGGAUGAGUUGCUGGACAUCGACUUUAUUGACACCUCAUCCAUGCAGGAGGUGGUCCUCGACCGCCAAGAUCUGGCCCGUAAUCUGGGAAGCUGCCAGUACUACUUCAAUGAGCCCAUCAGUCCCUUGAUCAAGCGCAAGACCUCGACCCGCUCCCGCCGGAAGAGCGGUCAGGAGUCAGCUGAUGGUUUGCAGCAGCGACGGCGUAAGCGCUUUCUCAAGACGCGCAAGAAGAGCUGUGAGAACCGCGAAAAGCUUCCGGCAUCUCCUCUGCGUGAGCCUCGUGGUUCCCGUAGUGUGGGUGGAACGCCAGUCUGUCUGCGUCGUAAGCUGCUAGGCCCCAAGGAGAGGAUCUAUAAGACGUCGCCGCUCUCGAAUCGCUCCAAUUCGCUGAUCUUUGGCAGCAUCACUGAGAAGACCUCGCUGACCAUUGCCGAGAGCGAGAAGGCGCUGCUUAAGGCUGACUUAGAGGCUGACAUCAAGUACAAGCAGCUCAUCAUGGAGGCCGAACAAAUGCUGGAAUCAAUGAGGAACAGCUUGCAGAGUAUACCCCGGGACACACCCGUCGCCAGUCCGAGGCGCGUGAAUCCCUUGGCCAACAAGCGCGUGGAAAUGCUUAAGCACAGCGAGGUUGACUCGAAGAAGCAGCCGGCGCCACCGGCAACUCCUCCGUCGGAGCACGAACUAGCCGCCGCCAUCAAUAAACGUAUCGAGAUGCUGAAGUUUGCAGAGAAUUCUGCGGCGUCGUCGCCACCCAAUAGUCCCAAGCCCGGCCGCUGCAGUCCCCGGAAGACUCAUCUCACCAACUUCAUGAACCAGAAUGCUCCGCCCGAGUUGCCUCCGCGCAAAAUAAACGGCAACCCACCCAUUGCUCCGCUCUCACCGCAGCUGCAGUUAAAUGGGAGGCGGCUCCAGGAGAGUCCCUUGGGCAAGCGACGCAUGAUGACGGUGACGUCGACGACUACGACGACAGUGUUCAGCUUCAAUGACGAUGACUCGGAGUUGGAUUGCAUUGCUGUGGAGGAUGUGGGCAAUAUCAACUCGGAGGAGGGGCCACAGUUGGCACCGCAGAGCAAUAAUAACAAUUUCUAUUGUCCACAUAGUGAGCCGCUGAAGCGAAAGGUCUACAAGGGCAGCUCUUCCUUUGAGCGCAUCAAGAAGAACUUUGACUUGGAGCUAGACAUAAGCGGACGUAGCAAGUCGAACGAACGCUCGCAAUCAAAGUUGUCGACUUCCGUGUCGGCCAAGAGCUCAAUGCAUGAUGUGACCGGUAAUGAGGCGAAGGCCCAGGCAAUGGGUGGCGGAGGCGGAGGCAGUAACCGCAAGCAGCAGUUAAUACUGAGCACCAUUGUGGAUCUGAAGCGAAGUCUGGAGCAUCAGAGCCAUCAACUGAGCGGCCUGAACUGUGACUAGAACUGAGCUUGAACUGACUACAGAGGCUAAGAUCAUCAUUAUCAUACGUAACCCAUGCAUAAUCUAGAUUCUAGACAGUAAAUAGCUUGCUAAGGCCUAAACUAACAAGUCCAACCGAAUCCCUCAGACUAGACACUGAAACUGAGCGCAAUAACUUUCUAAAUGAUAAGAGAACCCGAUUAUUUACACGAUAUCCUCAAGGGCCGCAAUAGAAACUAUGGACUGGUGCAGAAAGUUAUCCCCAAAAUAUCUGUAGAAUGUAGUUUUAAACUUGUUUAUGUUGGAGUAUGUAUGUUUAACUGUAGACAUUUCCCAAGGGUUUUGUUCUUUUAUAUUUCGUUGAUCUGUUCAAACAGGGGGAUAUUUUAUAGACCCAUCUGAGAUUUGAUAUUUUAGUCUGUUGUUUGCCAUUUGAAAUUUAUAAUUCGUAACCAAGUAUUAAUAUUCAUUUAAUUUUUUUACAUGAAUAACAUUCAAAUCAAAAAGUAUUAUUUCGUUGGGUUGCCAAGCUGGAAAGGUGUUCUAAACACCAAAUCCUUGGUGCAUCCUUUAAGUAACUAUCUAACCCACUCAUACCAUACUAUACCAAAAACCUUAGCUUGAAUACGUUGAUCUUAGACAUUAUAUGGAACUACAUGUGUCAAUACUGAUAUACUUAUCCUUAGUUUUACUUAUCGAGCAUUUAUGUGCGAGUGUGGCGACUGAAUCCUAAGCAUAUCCCACAUGAACAGCGCCUACAUUUAGAGAUUUAUACAUAGAACUCUGCUCAUUACUAGAAUGAUUCACUUAAUCAGCAUUAUCGAAGAGUAUUUGGAGCUAGACCUUUAAGUAAACCAAAUUAUUAUCCAUCCAAAUGAAAAUUGUUUGUUUUAGCCAAAUUGUUUGUAGUUUAAUGGAAAAAAACUAAAAUAUUGUUUCCUUAGUUGCAUUGCUUAGUUGAAGAAACUGAUUGAGCGAACCGAAAUCGUAUUGUGUUCUCCAUGAAUUUUAAAUUUGUUGCAAUUGGUAAAGUUUGUGCUGAUUUCCAAUUCGGAUAAAUUGUUUGUAAUUUGGAUACAUCGAUUUUGUACCUACAUGUUCUUUUCUGAAUUACAUAUGUAUUAUUGUGUUGUGUGCCCCAUUAAUAUGCAUAUAUGUAGACGCUAUAGAAUCCACACAUAGCGUACAUAUAUAAUCUAAGUCAAUAAUGUAACGUGAUAAUAAACUUAAUGAAUACCCCAA
Messenger RNA from Drosophila miranda, 5479 nucleotides. RefSeq lists its product as uncharacterized. The transcript is spliced from 8 exons. NCBI's taxonomy places the organism in Eukaryota, Metazoa, Arthropoda, Insecta, Diptera, Drosophilidae. The coding region runs from base 989 to 4258 and encodes 1089 amino acids. The record is from RefSeq and is a predicted model, not a curated record.